AUGUCCCAGCAAACAUCCAAAGCCCCAGCCAUGUCCAAAGACGGUCGAUCCCUGCCCUAUUCCGGAGCCCUCCGUGAUCGGUACUCGGCAUACCAAAAGGCCUUACAGUUCAUUGACACCCAUGAGGGUGGUCUGGACCGCUUUACCCAGGGCCACAAGAAGAUGGGCUUCCAAAUCGACGACAAGGGCGGUGUUACGUAUCGGGAGUGGGCCGCAGGCGCCGUCGCGGCCAGGCUGAUUGGCGAUUUCAACAACUGGUCACACACGGCGAAUCCCAUGACGAAGAAUGAGUUUGGAGUAUGGGAGUGCUACGUCCCUCCCACCGCGGAUGGCAAGUGCGCCAUCCCUCACGACUCCAUGGUCAAAAUCUCCAUGACUACUGCCGACGGCGAGUCCAUUGACCGUCUCCCGGCCUGGAUCACCCGCGUGACCCAAGACUUGGACGUUUCGCCCGUGUAUGACGCUAGGUUCUGGAACCCUCCUGCCGAGGACCGUUACGAAUUCAAGAACGGCCACUCGACCAACUCGAUUGAGGGCCUCAAGAUCUAUGAAGCUCACGUGGGGAUCUCCAGUCCCGAGAAGCGCGUGACCACGUACAAAGAGUUUGAGAGAGACGUCUUGCCUCGGAUCAAGGAUCUCGGUUACAAUACCAUCCAAAUAUUGAACAUGUUUGACGGCACCGACCACUUGUACUUCCAUGAAGGCAGUCGUGGACGCCACGACCUCUGGGACUCUCGCCUGUUUAACUACGGUCAUCCCGAAGUCCAACGAUUCCUCCUGUCUAAUCUUCGUUUCUGGAUGGACGAAUAUAACUUUGACGGCUUCCGGUUCGAUGGCGUCACGAGUAUGAUGUACAAGCACCACGGUGACUACCACGAGUACUUUGGUGACUCUGUCGAUCAAGAGGCCAUGGUUUACCUCAUGCUGGCUAACAAAAUGAUCCAUGACCUGUAUCCGAACGCUAUCACUAUCGCAGAGGAUGUGUCUGGUAUGCCUACGCUCUGUCGGCCUGUCGACGAGGGUGGCGUCGGAUUCGAUUACCGCUUGUCCAUGGCGAUUCCCGACAUGUGGAUCAAAAUUCUCAAGGAAAAGCAGGAUGAAGAAUGGGACAUGGGUAACAUUGUCCAUACGCUUACCAACCGUCGGCACUUGGAGCGCAGCGUGUCGAGAUGUGUACGAGACAAUGUCGGGGUCAAGCUGACAGCAGACGACUACAUGUCUGACCUCUCGCCUCUGACGCCCAUCAUCGAUCGCGGAAUCUCCCUGCACAAGAUGAUCAGGUUCCUCGUCCACUCACUUGGUGGCGAAGCGUAUCUCAAUUUCGAAGGCAACGAGUGGAUGGACUUCCCCCGUGAGGGCAACGGCAACUCUUUCGACCACGCGCGUCGCCAGUUCAACUUGGUGGACGACCACUUGCUUCGCUACAAGUAUCUCAACGCCUUUGACGCAGAGAUGAACAAUCUUGAGAGCAAGUACAAGUGGCUGAGUGCGCCGCAAGUGAGUCCAAUAGUGGGAGGGAAGGGCAUGCUAACACUGAAGGCGUUCGUGUCCCUCAAGCACGAAGGCGACAAGGUCAUCGUCUUCGAACGGGCGGGCUUGCUGUUCAUUUUCAACUGUGAGCUUUGGGAGGACGACUAUCGCGUCGGUGUCGAUGUUCCGGGCAAGUAUCACGUCGUUUUGAACAGUGACGAAAAGAGGUUCGGUGGACAUGAUCGGAUCGAUAACAGUGGCGAGUACUUCACUACGCCCAUGGAAUGGAACGGCCGCAAGAACUGGCUGCAGGUCCUGAAUGUAAAGGUUUCGGCGUUUGCCGAACGAGCCUGCUCGAUUGACGUGCGUGCAACUGUCUGUUUCACUUCAAUGUCAUCCAUCACUUCUUCCACCAUGCCUUUCCUCGAGACUCUGAACGGCCUGAUAGAACCACUGUUGUUCAUCGGCCUUUCUUUGUCGUAUGUCCCAUCGACGAUCUCUCAAGUUUUCCGUGAACGCCGACUUGUCUCCUGGGAUCAGUUCCAGUUUCUCUGGUUUGGCAACUUUUGGCGGACUGUGGGUCCCAUGGUGAGAGAUGGAGCAGAGGCUCGCGUAGUCCCACUUCUGCAAGGCCGGGUACGGCUGGGUACCGCUGUUCCUCCUGAUGGUGAUAGCCGUGGCCUGCCUCCUGGAGUAGGUGGAACCGUCAUCGAAGUGGGCCCGGGAAGUGGCAUGUGGGUUAGCAUCUACGGAGACCAGUACGCGACUCUUUCAGACACUGUCGACAAGUCGAUCCCCGGCAAACGGACAAGAGUCGAAAAGGUGUUUGGUAUCGAACCGAACGCAACCCAUCACGCCGCUCUGCAGAGUAGGAUCUCGGAAGCGGGUCUGGACGGAAGUUACACCAUCGUUCCAGUCGGGAUCGAGGAUAUUGGAUCGACCGGGUUGAUCCCGAAGGGCUCGGUGGACGCCAUUGUUACGGUUCUUUGCCUGUGCUCGAUUCCAGAGCCGGAGAAGAACAUCCGCGAACUCUACGAAUACCUCAAGCCUGGCGGACGGUGGUUCGUGUAUGAGCACGUAAAGUGCUAUGCCUCCCAAGGCAAUUUCAUGAGGUGGUACCAAAGCAAGUCGCUCCGCGCUGCUGGGCCCUGGAAGGAGAUCGACCUUGCCAUGCCCACCGACGCUCCCUGGUGGUCCACAACGCCUCACUCGUAUGGCAUCUUGACCAAGCCCUGA
Messenger RNA from Trichosporon asahii var. asahii CBS 2479, 2706 nucleotides. RefSeq names its product 1,4-alpha-glucan branching enzyme. The transcript is spliced from 14 exons. Gene Ontology annotation, cellular component: cytoplasm. Gene Ontology annotation, biological process: glycogen biosynthetic process. Lineage: Eukaryota; Fungi; Basidiomycota; Tremellomycetes; Trichosporonales; Trichosporonaceae. Gene Ontology annotation, molecular function: hydrolase activity, hydrolyzing O-glycosyl compounds; cation binding; 1,4-alpha-glucan branching enzyme activity. The record is from RefSeq and is a predicted model, not a curated record. Bases 1 to 2706 code for a protein of 901 amino acids.